Cladophialophora psammophila CBS 110553 is the source of this 2484-nucleotide messenger RNA. RefSeq lists its product as uncharacterized. Bases 1 to 2484 code for a protein of 827 amino acids. The record is from RefSeq and is a predicted model, not a curated record. NCBI's taxonomy places the organism in Eukaryota, Fungi, Ascomycota, Eurotiomycetes, Chaetothyriales, Herpotrichiellaceae. The transcript is spliced from 7 exons.
AUGGAUACAACGGCAAGCGUCAUAGCCAUUGUGGAGUUGUCUGUGACAAUCACCUGGUCAUGUAUGCAGUAUGCCAGAGACGUCGCACGCGCGAGCGAAGAAAGCGCGGACCUUUGCAAGAAGAUCGGCAAUCUUCAAAUCGUGCUGGUCCGGCUCCAAACUCAAUCCAAAGCAGGCGAGCUUUUGGCCCAAAUACAGCCCGCUCUGAAUGCCUGCAACGAUGACCUUCUCAAACUGAAAAAAAAAGUUGGAACCACGACAGGGCUGGGCGGCGGCCGGCCGAUCGCUUAUCUGGCCCUUCAGGAAGCGAACUAUCUUCGAGCACUUGACCAUGUUCAAAGAGGCGAACAUGUGGAGAUCAUGAAAGAAGUUCGAAAUCCUUUGACUCCUGCACCUGUUCUGACGAUUCCCACCGUAGCAAAAGACUGGCUUAAGUGGCUGGGUGCCUCAGAUUUGGACACGCUAUUGGUUCAGAAUACGAACCUACUACAGCCUGGCACUGGCAACUGGUUCGCCAAAGGCGAUAUCUUCGAAAAUUGGUUAACUUGCGCCAUUCCAAUACACACAAAUUUGUGGCUUGCCGGUCAGGCUGGUGCCGGGAAAAGCGUUUUGAUGUCAGUUUCCAUGACUGCGGAAAAUAUCAAUCCCAGUAUCACGUCGACCAAAAAUUGCGUGGCUUAUUUCUUCUUCGACUUCCGUGAACCCGAGAAACAGCAAAGCCAAACAAUGUUGCGCUCAUUGCUACACCAAGCUGCUAUCCAAUGCCACCCAUUUCCUGAUUUCCUACGACAACUACCUGCUCGCUUCACCGCUAGUCACCUGGUCCCAAUAUCAGAGCUCGUCUCCUUACUGCUUCGCGUCCUGGAGUUAUUCGACACGAGUUUCAUCUUUGUAGAUGCUCUGGACGAAUGUGACAAUCGGGACGAGAUCUUCUCUGCGCUUGAGGAUCUGGUCGGCUGUCCUAACGCCGGUACCAUAGUCCGGCUCAUCUGCUCCAGCCGAGACGAGCUUGACAUCAGACGCCGAUUCGAUCCAUACAACUUCCAUCGCGAGGUCCUUUCGCCAACAGUUGUGGAUAAUGAUAUUGCAAUAUAUGUAAAAGGUCUGAUGGAAGAAGACCCAAGGGGACGGUACAAGAAAUUGCGGCAGGGCACCAAAGAUCGCAUCGUGGACGAUAUGAAAGCAAAAGCUGGAGGCAUGUUCCUCUGGGCACAGUGUCAGCUAGAGCAGCUUUCACGGUGCCGGACCGAUCGUGACAUCGAAGUCGCCUUGAGCCAACUUCCAUCCACUAUGGACGCAACUUACAAUAGGAUCUUCAGUAGCAUGGAUCCUUUCGAUCAUAAACGGGCUCUCCGGGCAUUGACCUGGCUGGCAGCGCCGUAUGGGUCCAUGACUCUGGGGAUGCUUGCCGAAUCACUCACCCUAGACCUUUACAGUUUUGAAAUCGAUGACAGCGAUCGAUUGGACGACGCAGAAGAUAUCCUGGACGUUUGCAGGAGCCUGGUCUCAAUCUCGGACAUUGAAAAUAGGCCGAUCCACUGGAAAAUAAUGCUGGCACACUUCACGGUUGAGCAACUCAUCCGAUGGGAUGUGUACCUACGAUUGGCAAAAGCCUGCAUGCUCUACGCGACGUCUCCCGCAUGGCGGAAGCUCGAGGAAUCAGAACAAGACUCUCAGCUAACGGACCGUGAAGCCGAGGACAUGCACUUUCUCGCCUAUACCUCCGUGUCCGUCUUUUGUUAUCUUCGAGAUCCAGGUGUUGAAAUGGCCUCCCUGCCUUUUUUGAUCAGAACUCUGCAGAACUCGCAGGCCUUUACUAAUUACAAAAAGAACUGUUCUGUGUUGGAGGCCUGGGAAAGUCUCGAAUCAGAGGACUUUCCCAUAAGGUACUCCCUUACAGACAUACCACUUCGAUCGGAUCUGACGAAACAGGAGAACCUCGACAUUCUGCUAGCAAUUAAUCACGGAUCAAGCAUUGUCUCGAAAGCUGUCGCAUAUGGUUUACUCGACUUUGCGUGGCGCUUGAUUGGUGCUGGAAUAGACUGUGAUACAUACGAUUCUAACAUGCAGACGCCUCUGGGAUUUCUAGUGUGGGCUGGCCCGGACAAACAUUUCCAGAGACUUUUGAACCUUGUCCGGUCGAAUAUUGAGGACACUGAAUCAAACAGUCAACUUGAUGCUCAAGUUAUUUGGAAAUCAAACACAAAUAUCUUGGGGACAGGACUGCCCACAGCAAUCAAAACAGACGCCCCCGACCGGUUUGACAAAAUCCUCGAAGCAAUCAAGCACUAUUUUUUAUAUGUUGGACAGAAAGAGACAAGCAGAGCACGAUUCCAGAAAAUCAUGACUUUGGCGUCGAUCUUUAGCGUCCAGGUCGCUAAUGAAGGCGCGUUCCAAAAAUUGCUGGAUGUUGUUCGUCAAGGCCAUGGAUUUGAGCACGACUCACGGAACUUGUUACUGCAAAAGCUGCUCUAUGCUUCGUGA